AUGUCACUCUUGGCUGAGGCCACGCGCAUCGCGCGCGAAUUUGACUACCCCGCUGAGCAGGUCCAGCGCGGUGUCGCUGAGUAUAUUCGCCAGCAGAAUGAGGGUCUGGCCAAGGAGAACACCACUCUGAGCCAAAUCCCAACCUUCGUGACCGCAGUCCCCAAUGGCACGGAAAAGGGCCUCUACUUGGCCGUUGAUCUCGGCGGUACCAACUUCCGCGUCUGCUCCGUCCAGCUACACGGAGAUACCACCUUCUCCCUCACCCAGUCCAAGAUCAUGAUCCCCCGGGAACUCAUGGCCUCCGGUACCUCCAAGGACCUCUUCCUUUUCCUCGCCCGCCAGAUCGAGUCUUUCCUGCGUAUCCACCACAAUGAGCACUUUGAGGCACACCUCCGCCGCCGCCUUGCCGGUAACAACGAGCAGGACCUGUUCGAUCUGGGUUUCACCUUCAGUUUCCCCGUGCGCCAGUUCGGUAUCAACUCCGGAACCCUGAUCCGCUGGACCAAGGGCUUCAACAUCCCCGAUGCCGUCGGACACGACGUUUGCGCUCUGCUCCAGUCUGCCAUUGAUGAACUCGAACUCCCCGUCCGCGUGGCUGCUCUGGUCAACGAUACCGUCGGCACUCUGAUGGCCCGCUCCUACACUUCCCCCGGCGAGACCGGAACCUUCCUGGGCGCUAUCUUUGGUACCGGUACCAACGGUGCCUACGUCGAGAAGAUUGAUAAGAUCACUAAGCUCCAACACAUGAAGGACGCCCACUACGACAAGUCCACUGGGGAGAUGAUCAUCAACGCCGAAUGGGGCAGCUUCGACAACCACCUGAGCGUUCUGCCUAGCACCGUCUACGACCGCGACCUCGAUGCUGAGAGCAACAACCCCGGAAUUCAGAUGUUCGAGAAGCGUGUUUCCGGCAUGUUCCUUGGCGAGAUUCUGCGCCGCGCGCUCCUGGCCAUCCACAACGACCCUAAGCUGGCUAUCUUCAAGGCCUGCGAAACCUCCAAGGUUUCCCUUCCCACCGACUCCCUCUUUUACCGCCAGUGGGGUCUGGACACCAGCCUUCUGAGCCAAGUCGAGGCCGACACUACCAAGGAUUUCGUCGACGUAAAGGCCGCUCUCAAGGAUCACCUGAAGAUCGAGAACCCCAGCGACGCUGAAUGCGAGGCUGUCAAGAUCCUCGUCCACGCCAUCGGAAAGCGUGCUGCCCGCCUUAGUGCUGUCCCCAUUGCCGCCAUCCUCAUUGACAGUGGCAAGCUCGAUACCGAGGGUGUUAUCGAUAUCGGUGUGGACGGUAGUCUCGUAGAGUUCUACCCCAACUUCGAGGGAUACAUCCGCGAGGCCCUGCGUGAGGUUCCCCAGGUUGGUGUUGCGGGUGACAAGAAGAUCCGCAUUGGUAUCUCCAAGGAUGGAAGCGGUGUUGGCGCAGCCCUGAUUGCCUUGGUUGCCAGCAAAGACGAGACUCUGCAUAUCCCUCGCGAGAAAUGA
Messenger RNA from Penicillium waksmanii, 1482 nucleotides. RefSeq names its product glucokinase glkA (gene glkA). Gene Ontology annotation, biological process: glucose 6-phosphate metabolic process; glycolytic process; intracellular glucose homeostasis. Gene Ontology annotation, molecular function: glucokinase activity; D-glucose binding; ATP binding. The transcript is spliced from 2 exons. The record is from RefSeq and is a predicted model, not a curated record. Lineage: Eukaryota; Fungi; Ascomycota; Eurotiomycetes; Eurotiales; Aspergillaceae. The coding region runs from base 1 to 1482 and encodes 493 amino acids. Gene Ontology annotation, cellular component: mitochondrion; cytosol.